UUGCAGCAAAUGUUUUGCAUGCAAAUAAUAUUCAGCAUCACAUCCUUCAUGUUUUAUUCUGAGAAAUCGAAAUGCAACCGCCGACUUUGCUUUGCUUUUUUUCCAACGCAAUUUGCACCGUUGAAUGCAAUUUUGCUGCUAUAGCAAGAGCGAGCGAUCAGUUACACAGAGCGAAGACAAAACAGUCGACGAAAAGAAUUCUGUUGAAUAUCACAUUGUGUGCAUUAAUUGUGAGCCGGACUUAGAGCGGCAGAUCGUUAAUCAUAACUGUACCAGAAACUGCAGUUAAAGUGUUGUGUGACUAUGAUGGACGUGCAAUUCCUGCAAUGUUUACCUGUUUUCUACGUGCCAUCCAUCAUGUUUGGCACUAAUUCAAGAUACGCUUUUUAUGUCCAGAGGCUACUCCUGUUUUCUUCAUAUGGGCGCCAAAUUAUGGAUCGGGCUAUCAAUGUCCAAUCAUUCAAGAAGUUUGUCGAAAACCACUCUAUAACAGUAGCGCAACUAAGAAAAGUACCAAACAUUACUUCAAGACUUAAUAGCGGUCAACCCAUUGACAUCUACACCACAACGCUUCACACCACCGAUGAAGUGAUGUUUCUCUGUGUUUUGUUCAUGGAUUUGUUACUACAUGACUAUACAUAUGAAGAUAUCUACCUAUUGUAUAAGCACUGUACACUGACCGAUCUGAUUGAAAACUACUCGGAAAUUAACAGCAAACGAGAGCGCUUGCUUAGGAAUCUGAAGACGGGUGGAGUUAACUGGGACUCUGAUUCAGGAAAAUUCAAAAUUCUGCAAGAUAUCGGAUAUCACUUGCGCUCUCUGGAAUCUGACGAUUUGUUCAGAGUAUUUACCAAUACACUGCAUAGAUUCGCAAUGCGGUUCGCACUGGAUUAUAUGGGGGGCCUCUGUGGUGUUAUGUACGAGCCAUUUAAUGUAUGGCCUAUCGAUGAUUUGCAAUUGACUUCAUUCUACCGAGAAGUGGUCACGAGACAAUUUCAAUCGUGUCUGCCGAACUUGAGAAGUUUUCACGCACAAUGGCCCGAUGAUUUGUGGAAGGAACUGGAAGCCAAUUUUUGCAAACUGUCAAUGAGCAAAUAUAUCGCGUAUUUCCUAUGAAGUGCAUAUGCAAGCCGAGAUCUUCGAAAUGCCUCCAGCUGUUCUGCAGUUCGCUUAUGAGACCAGAAGUAAAGUGGUCAUUGACACGACACUCUCCAUAUACGGCAUUGAAGAGCCCGAGAUGCACCUGAAUUACUUCCGAACUUUCAUGUUCAUGAAACACUUUCAUAGCCAAUCGCUGGCAGCUGCAACCAAAAAGAAAAGUAAAAAGUCGAUGAAAACACGACUCCUAAGCUUAGAACCUCGUGAAACUUCGACAUUGAUCCCGAAACCCAAAGCAAAACAAUGCAUUGCAAUUAUGGGAAAAGAUCCCCUGCCAAAGCAUCGGGAAGCGACUCACCCUCUCAUUGUUUUAGCUACUGAGGCGUUCGGUUGCGCCAAAUACUCCCAGUUUGCAUCUGCCGCAAUCAGCUACGAGAUAUUGUAUCAAUCGGUAGAUCAUCAACCAACAGGAAGCCAAAAGCUGCUCUCAAAUCAGCUCGUAACUUCCAAGGACGCGAAAUUUGCUCGUCUCUUCUGCCUUUUUAAAUCAUCGUCACCUAUCGGAGAUGUCAUCAAAUACAUAGCGGAACAAAUGUAUGAUUGCAAGGGACUUCUACUGGAGUAUUGCAGAGGGUUCUUAUACAGCAAGAACUUCAUGUUCGACAAAGCGUACAGUGCAAUCAAAGAUAUCAGCGAAGACCUGUUUGCUGAUGUGUGUUUGCCCAGUUGGCCUGGAGAAACAGCUAAGAUUGAUGUUCUGCGCUUCUCAAAAAUCACAUGCGAAGAUACACGGGAUUCUAAAUUGAGCGCCUUGCAACAACUGAAGGAGAGAUGUGUGAAACCCCCUGCUCCUUUGAUUACUUGUGUCUACCCUAAUUGUUCCCUGACUAGAAGGGAAGUGUACCAGGGAGACCCUCUGACGUCACAAUUCGAGAGUGUUUACAGUUUGGAGUGCAGUGACAAGUGUCAACUUGGAUACCAUUGUAAUUGUUGGAAGAAGUUAAAAAUGGGAGUUGAAAAUUCUCUGCCUGGAAAGAACUGCGUAACACCAGACUGCGCAGGUACGAUCAAGUCCAUUUCAAUUAUAGACCCAAAAGAUGGAAAGGUCAAAUCAAAAUUUGAGGCCAAGCCGAAGAUAGAGCCGAACACGCAACAAACCAACUCUCAAUGUAAGAAAAAGAAAAAUAGAAAAGCGAAACACAAAGAGAGCUCAGAUCAGACACAGCCGAAAGAAGAUGUGAAAAAAACUCCUCUACAGCCGAAAGAUUCCAAGCAAGUGAACCAAGAAAAACCUCAAAGUGUGGAAACUAAAUUAGAAUCGACUAAAAACACAACUGAUGCAAAAGCGUUAGAUGCAUCGGCACCCGGUGAUGAUGUAAAGUCACGUGAGGUGAAGAAAGGGUACGAAUUGGAGAUACCAGACCCCCUACCUGCUGACAAGUUGAAAAUUUUACCGCGUGCCGAAUCGAAUAGCAAUCACUCGGGUGACGUCCGACUAGAUCCUUCGGGUGGUGCCAUUCCUAAGCGGAAGAAGAAUCGGAAUUCAGUCUCAAUAUCUGAAUAUCAAAUGUUGGACUUCUCAUCCAAUCCUUUCUCACCUCUUGCCGACGAUUAUUCGCCAAAGUCAACUUCACUCGAAUCUUCCAACGAUUUCGGAUCUACUCGAAUUGAAAACGGUGUAUUAAAACAAGACCCGAAUAACAACAGUGUAUCAUAUUCUGAAGCAGUUUAUGGUCGAAAGAUACCCGGCUUGGAAAAUGUUGUGAAUGCUAAAAAUCAAAAGUCUGCUUCUAGAGCAGUUCCUGCAGCGACUAUGCAAGAUGAUCCAGAUCCUUUUGAGUCUCAGACGAUUGCGCACAAGUUCAUAUUUGACGAAUUCCGGACUCUAUUAUUGCAGAAUGGUCCUCUUAGAGAAGCUGACACACCCUUCGUCGAAAUGUGUGAAACUGUCAAACAGUUUCCAGACUGUGACGAAAUCCUACACGAUUACCAUGAUAGCAUCAUAGAAUUUUUGACAAAUAGUCGUUGCUUUUGGUUCGACCAAUCACAGCGCAGAUUGAUGUUGGCUUCUCAAUUAGAUUGUAAUCAGAAUGUUCUAGAAGCAAACGAAGAGAGCGAUUGGAAAAUUUUUGGGCAGAAAGUACUAUCUUCAAACGAAAAAGGGAAACGAGAAUUAUCAGAUGAACAUGUGUUUGCGCCGAGAGAAAACGUGAUUCCAUUGAGAUUUGAAAUGAAGUCCAAGAAAAAUAAAGGGCCGAACGAUUUCAAAAAAACGCAGCCGACGGACAUUCAACAUCAGGUCAGCCAAAAGAAAGCCAACGAACCUUCUGUGACAAGCAUCCCCAUUCCAACUACGACUGACUGUUUUCCACUGCCUGUCAGCCAGACAUCUAUUUCGUUCGAAUCAAUCAGUAUGUCAUCCGAAACAGCUUCGGUAAUUUCGGAUGGUUGUCAUUCAGAUUUCGACAACAACAGCGUCUCGAAUCGUCCUGUCGCUCAAAGUCGCGGAGUCUUUGAUGUAAUCAGAAGUCGGCGGCUUCAAAAUGACAAAAACUCGGCAGGGAAUUUUGUACAGUCGCGAAGCCGAAGCAGAGCCGGGUCGUCAUUCGGAUUCGGAUCGGAAUAUGAUUCGCCGAGAAGCAUGAACGAAUUUGAAAAUGACUUGAAUAACAAUCGAAACAAAUUCACUCCGUCUGAAGAAAGUUUUCAGUUCGAAAUUGCAACUCCAGUUCCAAAACGAUCUGAAAAUUUCCAGUCUCAUCAAGAAAAUGAACAAAGCAGCUCGUGCCAAGAUGCAUUAGCUUUUCCGGCUAUAUAUCAACAAGCGAAUAUCAUCAGUGACGAAGUUUAUCAAACGUCGAGAAGAAAUCCGAACGUUAUGUUUCAGUCGACUCCUUUUAACAUUCCAAACUAUUCAGACGUUCCUCAAACACCCAAUAUGAACUCAAUGACCGGUCGAUGCGUGAAGAACGAUUUGGAUGUUUUGAUGGCUCAAAUAAAAUUGAAUCAAGAAAAGGAAGAUAGAGAAAGAAUGGAUCUGCUUCAAGCUUUGAAGGGCGAAGACUAUUUAGAAGAUUAGAAAAAAAGUAUCAAAAUUCUGUGCAUCAACAAGAUCAUUUUGAAUGAUUCUGCUUUCAGAAGUAUCAAUAUUGUGCUUUAGUUUGAGUUCAAGUGGGCCUUGGUUUUUAAAAUGUUAGCUUUUGACGAGGUCAAUUAUUUAAAAGAUUUGCGUGAAAAAUUGUA
Messenger RNA from Symsagittifera roscoffensis, 4341 nucleotides. RefSeq lists its product as uncharacterized. The record is from RefSeq and is a predicted model, not a curated record. NCBI's taxonomy places the organism in Eukaryota, Metazoa, Xenacoelomorpha, Acoela, Convolutidae.